AUGUGGCUUAAAGUGAAAGGUUUUGUGGCCCAAGUGAAACAAUGGUGGCACUCCUAUGUGUUUCAUGGUACACCGAGUUUUGUUUUUGCUUGCAAGCUCAAGGCCCUGAAGUUGAAUUUGAAGAUUUGGAAUGAGGAGGUGUUCGGCAACAUUGAUAGGAAUAAGAUGAUGCUUCUUGAAGAGCUUCAGUUGUUGGACGUGAAUGAAGAAAGUAGGGCUUUGGAGGAGGGGGAGGUUAUGAGGAAGGUGGAAGUGGUUCGAGAGCUAGAGAAUUGCAUGCUUAUGAAGGAGAAGAAGCCUCAUAAAGCAGUUCAAUCGAAAGUGAAUGCAACUACUUGGUCUGGCCUCUAUACAUUCUCAAAGGCGGAGAUCGAGAAUGCCUUAAAUUUUGGCAAUGAAAAAAUAUGCCUUUGGUGGGGAAGUGCUGGCCGUGUCUAUAAAGGUGUUCUUCCCAGUGGGCAAGUGGUGGCCAUCAAGCACAUAAAUAAGAGCAACAUCUCCGAUUCGUUUAAAAGGGAAGUUGACAAUCUUUCAAGGGUUCGGCAUCCAAACCUAGUUUGUCUCUUUGGUUGCUGCGUCGAAGAUGGCGAGCAAUAUCUUGUGUAUGAAUAUUGUCCAGCAGGCAACUUAGCUCAACAUCUCUUAAGAAAAGAUACCCUUUUAACAUGGGAUAUAAGAGUUAGGAUUUUAAGAGAUUGUGCGCUUGCACUGAGGUAUCUUCACCAUUACAUAGAUGGCUGCAUUGUUCACAGAGAUAUUAAGCUUACGAACAUCCUUUUGAGUGACAAGUUGGAACCCAAGCUAUCUGAUUUUGGUUUGGCAAGACUGUUGGGGAUGGAAGAGACCAAAGUAUUCACUGAUGUGAGAGGAACUAUAGGCUAUAUGGAUCCAGAAUACAUGAGCAAUGCCAAAUUAACAUGUGCUAGUGACAUUUAUAGUUUUGGCAUUGUUGCUCUACAACUUCUAUCAGGACGAAAAGUAAUCGAAUUAGAUCUUGAUGCUAGAGAUCAACUGACAAGAAUGCAAUUUGGACAGAUAAUAUGA
Corylus avellana is the source of this 1044-nucleotide messenger RNA. The record is from RefSeq and is a predicted model, not a curated record. Lineage: Eukaryota; Viridiplantae; Streptophyta; Magnoliopsida; Fagales; Betulaceae.